This is a messenger RNA of Paramecium pentaurelia, 350 nucleotides long. NCBI's taxonomy places the organism in Eukaryota, Ciliophora, Oligohymenophorea, Peniculida, Parameciidae. The record is from the annotation of a GenBank genome assembly.
AAUGCAAUACGACAGAUCUUUGUUAACUGAAGAUAUUAUUGGGGCUUAACCAAAACAUAGGAAAGUCAACAUGAAUAGAGUUUUGCCUAAUUAAUUGCCUUUAGAAGAAUAACUACGAUUAUAGUAUUAAAAAUAAUCAUUAUAGAAAAUAAAUACCUCAUCAAGAUAUUCGAUUUGGCAGAAGACGUUAUGAAAAUGAUGUUCAUCAUUUUUGUAAUAUAUGCCUACCUUAAGAACACUAAUACUUUGAUAAAAGAAAUACAAUUAAAACAUCAAAACAUUUUUAUUUUUUAUUAGACAGAGAAUAUGUGAUUUAUUAUGAAAAUUUAAUUUCUAAAAAUAUGAAAUGA